CAGGACUGAUGGAGCCGGUGGAGCAAGAUUAGUGGAGCAGAAGGAAUCAGACUGUAUAUUUCGUACCUUUUCGAGCAAUGGCAACCUCUCUGAAAGACAAAGAAGCUUACCAAAGAUUGAACUUUCUAUACCAGGCAGCUCACUGUGUUUUAUCUCAAAACCCGAACAACACAGAGCUAGCACGUUUCUACUGCUUCACCCAGAAGACCAUAGCAAGAAGAUUAGUUCUCAGACAAGACCCCUCAGUGAAGAGAACAUUAUGCAAGAAAUGCUGCUCACUGCUCAUACCUGGGGUAACUGCCACUACAAGACAACGAAGAAAGAACAGCAAAACUCGCUUCACUGUGGUAAGAUGUCUCAGCUGUGGGCAGAGGAAGACUUUACUCAAUAAUCCAGAGUAUCGUUUAUGGGUGGAUCGUCCUGAGGCUCAGCUGGAGCAACAAAAUCAACCAGGUCCUGGUCCUUCUUCUAAAGACAAGCUGAAGGGAAAAGACUCUCCUGGAUCUGGUUCAUCUAAACCCAGUGAUGCUGCAAGUACAGCUGGGACACAGCAGCAGAUUUCCUCUGCUGAUGGUCAAAUACACUAAUACACUGAUGAUUUCCCUUUUUGUAUAACAUUUGUGAAAUCCCCCCCCCCCCCCCCAAAUUUAUUUAAGAGCUGAACGAGCUAAAAUGCCAAUCCUUUUUUUAAAUAUAUAGAGUACUGUGCAGAGGUCUUAGGCUACCCUUAGCUGUGCUGUUUUUGCACUGUUGUAAUGAAAAUAAUACCUAUUUCCCAGUCUCUUUAUAAAAAAAAAAAAAAAUAGAGAAAUAUUGUGCACAGCAUUUAAAAACUCAUUAAAAAAUACAAA
This is a messenger RNA of Sphaeramia orbicularis (orbiculate cardinalfish), 851 nucleotides long. RefSeq names its product ribonuclease P subunit p21 (gene rpp21). Lineage: Eukaryota; Metazoa; Chordata; Actinopteri; Kurtiformes; Apogonidae. The record is from RefSeq and is a predicted model, not a curated record. The transcript has 5 exons. Gene Ontology annotation, cellular component: nucleolar ribonuclease P complex. Gene Ontology annotation, biological process: tRNA processing. Bases 78 to 587 code for a protein of 169 amino acids.